CCUUGGGGGGCCCUGCGAGAGUGGAAAAACCAUUUUGGCCUACUUUCUGACACAAGCUUCUGACAUCACUGAAUACAACCCAACCCAAGGAGUGAGGAUCCUGGAAUUUGAGAAUCCACGUGUUACCAGCAAACAACAAAGUCGCGGGGUGUGAAUUUGAGCUCUGGGAUUGUGGUGGUGAUCCAGAGUUCGAGUCUUACUGGCGAGCCCUGAUGAAGGACUCUCAUGGGGUGGUGAUCGUCUUCAAUGCCAGCAUCCUAAGUCACCUGAAGGAAAUUGAGAUGUGGUAUUCCUGUUUCGUCCAGCAGCAGUUCUUACAGAAUACUCCGUGUCUGUUAACUGCACACCACAAACCAGGCUCCGGAAGUGACAAAGAAAACCCAGCUCUGGCACCACCCUUGAACAAGCUGAAGCUGGUGCACUCGAAUCUUGAGGAUUACCCAGAAGAGAUCAGGAUGGAAUUCAUCCAGUAUUUAAGAAGCAUAAUCAACUCAGUGUCCGAGAGCAGAGACCCGGAGGAGAUGUCCACAUCCCAAAUGAAGUUAAUGUCAGUGCAGAGCCUGAAGUCCAUCCGCCUAAGAAGGUUCUCAUCACCCUUUGGCUGUAGAAGGCAUUUUCCUUAUUUGCCCCAAAGACCAGUCAGCCAGGGAGUUGACUCCCUACCAUCUAUUCUCUAUUCUUAGUUCAGCUGAGAAAAUCCUACUGUUGAAUUCUGAUUCCUUUGCCCCAGAUCUCUCCAAAGAGCUGAAAAAC
Molecule: messenger RNA, 753 nt
Organism: Bubalus bubalis (water buffalo)
Lineage: Eukaryota; Metazoa; Chordata; Mammalia; Artiodactyla; Bovidae
Product: intraflagellar transport protein 22 homolog
Exons: 1
Coding region: 213-683 (156 amino acids)
Source: RefSeq, a predicted model, not a curated record